Messenger RNA from Elephantulus edwardii (Cape elephant shrew), 1002 nucleotides. RefSeq names its product chromosome unknown open reading frame, human C11orf42 (gene CUNH11orf42). The transcript is spliced from 3 exons. The record is from RefSeq and is a predicted model, not a curated record. The coding region runs from base 1 to 1002 and encodes 333 amino acids. Lineage: Eukaryota; Metazoa; Chordata; Mammalia; Macroscelidea; Macroscelididae.
AUGUUGGUUGGUACACCCCAGCUGCUGACACUGGAUGAAGCUGAUGCCACCUGGACCCUUAUCAAAGAUAAAGUCACUGAAGAGCGCUUUGGGCCCAGCGUAGUGGCAGUACCUUUCCUAUCAGAUGCAGCCUGCUAUGACCUACUGGGAGUAUUGGUCAAACAGUCUCGCCCAGCCCAUUCCCGCCUGGCUUUGCCAGGUCGCCAGGGCCGGAGAACACUGCAACCAGUGGGGCCACUGCCAAGUCUUCUGGAGCAGGCAGAGUCUGACGGAGCUUUUGCCCACUGUACUCAAGAAUACUCACCAAAUGGCCGAGGAGAGAUAACCUAUGAAGAGAUGCGACUGGUGGACGGACAACCCUGUCGUAUAUGCCUACAUUUAGGUGGUCUGCGCAAGAAGGUGGCCUUUUUGCUGCUACCACCGGGACAGGUGAGCCUACAGCCGACUCUUCCUUGGCUUCGAAGCAUCCACAGCAUCUACGUCAUCUACCAGGUCUUCUCCUGCUCAUGGCUGCAGCUUGGACUACUGCCCACAGCACGUGAGCCACAGCUGCUCCGGUUACAACGGUCACUGCCCAUUGCCUUCUCUUGCCUGAAGUUUUCAUUGCAGCCCAAGGGUGUCCUGGGGCCACAGAAACCGCUGACCAAGAACCGACUGCCCCAUGGGGCCAAGUGGAUGAGACCCAAUCUCAGCAUCAUGCCCCCUCUGUCCCCCACAUCAGUCCCUGCUGAUAUCCCCGAAGUCGUUGCUGUGCCUCCACCUGUACCAGCCCCAUCUACACAACCUCCCCAAGAAGGGCCAGAGGGCAGACCCACCAGAUUCUCCCACAAGAGCCGAAACCCAUUCCGGAGGGGACCAAUGAUGAUGUCAGAAAACUGGCUCUUCAGUCCCCGCAACCCCCCACCAGGAGCCCAGGGUGGGGGCCCGGGGGAUCCCGACCGGCACUCCAUGUCCCUGCCCCUGCUGCAGGGUCUGUCCUCAGAAUUCGACAGCGACGACUGA